Messenger RNA from Lingula anatina, 327 nucleotides. Its product is annotated as transmembrane protein 65. NCBI's taxonomy places the organism in Eukaryota, Metazoa, Brachiopoda, Lingulata, Lingulida, Lingulidae. Gene Ontology annotation, cellular component: mitochondrion. The record is from RefSeq and is a predicted model, not a curated record.
GCUUCCAAGAUGGCCAGCAGGGCAGCGAAAGUCGCCUCUCGGACAUUAAAUUAUGUACACACGAAGAAAUGUAGAUCGCACACUUUUCACAGCGGCUUAUUACUGAGAAACAUAUCUGCAGUUAGCUCACAGAAUUUACGCCGCGUCCACUGGGACGUAAGGACGACGGCUGGAGCGAAAGAUUUCAUCUACACGCUUGACAACGAGGAGCGAGAGCAGCUGCUGCUUGAACUCCAGAGGUUUGAAGAGGCCAGGAAAAGUCCAGGUGAAAGAUAUUCAGUUCCUAAGAAGACAAAAACUACAGAAGUCAAUGGUAUACCUGUCUAA